Messenger RNA from Fusarium coffeatum, 2811 nucleotides. RefSeq lists its product as uncharacterized. The record is from RefSeq and is a predicted model, not a curated record. NCBI's taxonomy places the organism in Eukaryota, Fungi, Ascomycota, Sordariomycetes, Hypocreales, Nectriaceae. Bases 1 to 2811 code for a protein of 936 amino acids. The transcript has 5 exons. Gene Ontology annotation, molecular function: oxidoreductase activity, acting on paired donors, with incorporation or reduction of molecular oxygen; monooxygenase activity; heme binding.
AUGGCUUGUCGUUUGUACCUUCACCCGCUGGUGCUCUCAACCGCCCAGCAAUUCUUCUUCAUCUACAUCGCAGGCUUCACGUCGCGCACAUCGAUCCUACGCCCAAUUGGCUUCAUCAUUGUUCUUAUCACCACUUUCGUGGCACUAUUUAAUUUUGAAGACUUCAUCGAACCACCAGGAUGGGUCUCUCGAGCUAUCAUAUCGGCAUUCCCUCAGAUCUCAUUGACGUACUUUGAGCGCAUGAUUGUGCGAAAGAUUGCGUACGCUGAGGAUCGCGAAAAGAAGGACCAGCCUGCUCAAUCAAGGUUCGCAGAGUUUCGCUCGCGAUAUGUCUUUGGACAAGAGGUUGCGUCCUCGAUGAGAGGACUGGGCACGCCGUGGGAGAUCAGGAACAUCCAUCAUUUUGACUCCAAGGACCCAUCGUACGUCCCAGGAGCGACACCAUUUGUCUGCAUCAAUUUGCUCAAAGUGCUGCUUUGCUUCUUUGUCCACAAGUUCUGCAUCACUACGCAGUUGAGUCUGAACCAGGAGUACAUGGCACCAGGCUAUGUGCCUGUGUUUCGACGCAUUGGAGACGUGACAAUGGCAGAGCUGCAAGUUCGGUACGUUGCGACCGUAACGACGGUUGUGUCUAUCUUUUGCUUCAUCCAGGGCGGCUACUCGCUGGCUUCUGCGACUUCAAUCAUGAUGAACCCCAAAGCUGUCAAAGAUUGGCGACCGAUCUUUGGUGAAUUGUCCGAGUCGUAUUGUCUUCGACGUUUCUGGUCCACUGUUUGGCAUCAAGGCCUGCAGAAUAAUCUCCGAGGUACUGCUACAUGGAUCGUAAAGAACGUAUUCCGCCUCAAUUCUUACUCUUUGCCGUCUCGAUACCUGAAGAUCCUCCUUGCUUUCGCGCUGUCAGGUCUUGUUCAUGUCCCUAGUGAUAUGGGAAGUGCAGUGCCAGCGGCCAAAUCUGGAGCCAUUCAAUUCUUUUCCACACAGUUGAUUGGACUUAUGCUGGAGGAUUUAUUUGGAGAUUUCUUCCUUCCUCUCUGGAAAUACAAGGCUACUAGAGUCAUUGCAAAGCUGGCGGGUUACUUCUGGGUUAUUAGUUUUCUUGCUUGGUCGGGACCUUUAUCUACAUCUGAGAACAUCAUGAUCUCGCCUCUCCAGGCCAUAGCCGCUCUUUCUUUGGGCUACAUUGUUCUCUCUACUCUGCAGCUGCUUUGGAAUUACAGAAAGGCCAAAGCUAUCGGCCUUCCAGUGCUCAUCACACCUAUCGAUCCUUCAAACGUUCCUUAUCUUAUUUGCUCCAGCUGGCUGGAACCUCUGCUACGCAAGAUCUUGCCCUUUGGAUUGGGAAAUUUUGUUGAGUACAACAGUCGCGACUGGAACUACGAACAGAUUCAUGGUUUGCAAGAGCUCAUUGGCGAUACGUUCAUCAUCGUCAGUCCCAAGCAAAUUCGUGUCUUCACUGGCAACGCCAAAGCAUCUGAUGACCUCUGUCGCCGACGCAAGGACUUUGUCAAGGCUGUAGCUCUCUACAAACCUCUUGAGAUCUUCGGUCGCAAUGUCGUGACUACUGAGGGUGACGACUGGGUGCGACACCGAAGAAUCACCACCCCUCCGUUCAAUGAGAGGAACAGCGCACUUGUGUGGGAUGAAUCCAAGAGACAGGCUACCGAUAUGCUUGAGAUGUGGGCUUCAAACCCCAAAGGCGUUGUCAAUCCCCAGAGCGAUACCAUGGUGCUUGCUCUACAUGUUCUCACAGCUGCUGGCUUUGGCAGAAGUUACACCUUUGGAAGCGGACUCGAGAGCGAACUCGAGAACCACAGUCUCAGCUAUCGCGACUCUCUCAGUCUAAUCCUCGGAAACCUCUUCACUGCCGUUUUUACCGCCACUCUUGGCCUCCCAGCAUGGAUGCUUCCUUCCAGGUUCAAAAAGGUGCAGGACGCCGUGGUCAAUUUCCGCCAGUACAUGGCUGAGAUGGUCGAGGAAGAGCGCGAGGCCAUGAACGCCGGCGCAGAGGAGCAAGACAACCUCAUGAGUAUCCUAGUGCGCGCCUCAGAGAAUGAGAACAAGCAGGGUAAGGGUGCCCGACACUUGACGGAUACUGAGAUCUACGGUAAUCUGUUCAGCUACAAUCUUGCUGGUCACGAAACAACAUCCAACACUCUCGCCUACGCGACCAUCCUUCUCGCAGCGAACCCCGAAUGGCAGAAAUGGGCUGCUGAAGAAGUCGACCAAGUCACUGCGGGCGUCAAUGUCAAGGACCUGGACUACGAAACUUUUUACCCUCAAUUGAAGCGCGUACUCGCUAUUAUGCACGAAACACUACGACUAUUCGGGGCAGCAAGAGCAGUCCCCAAGACCACCCUCGUGGACCAAACACUCAAGGUCAACGGUACUGCCUACACGAUACCCAAAAACACCUUUGUCGGCGUCAAUCUGGCAGGCCUGCAUACAUCAUCCGCAUCAUGGGGCGACAACGCCCUAGAAUGGCUCCCUAGCCGUUGGGUCACCCGGGACGAGACCGAAGGCGAGAAGAUGGCCCCAAUGCCUACUGGAGCUUUCCUACCAUGGGCCGCUGGACCGCGCGUGUGUCCUGGUAAAAAGUUCUCACAAGUGGAAUUCGUGGCUGUGCUUGUGUGCCUUCUGAAGGGGUAUACCGUGGAGCCCGACACAGACGGUGUAGACGACCUCAAAGCUGCGGCGUCAAUGGCUCUCAUGGAAGAGGCGAAGCAGUCCAGUUUCAAUUUCCUGCUCAAAGUAAAGCACCCUGAGAAGAUCAAGCUACGGUGUGUGCGGCGGGACGCCGAAGCCCAGGAGUAA